Triticum urartu is the source of this 1219-nucleotide messenger RNA. RefSeq names its product peroxidase 2-like. Gene Ontology annotation, biological process: response to oxidative stress; hydrogen peroxide catabolic process. The record is from RefSeq and is a predicted model, not a curated record. NCBI's taxonomy places the organism in Eukaryota, Viridiplantae, Streptophyta, Magnoliopsida, Poales, Poaceae. Gene Ontology annotation, molecular function: heme binding; peroxidase activity.
AGUAAGUAGCUCUCCGGCCUAUAGCGACCAACACGCAGGUAGUUGUGAUGGCGUCUUCAUCUCUGUCAGUGGUGCUGCUCCUUCUGUGCCUGGCCGCGGCGGCGUCGGCGCAGAUGUCCCCGACGUUCUACGACGCGUCGUGCCCCGGGGCGCUGGCCACCAUCAAGAGCAGCGUGGCGGCCGCCGUGAGCAGCGACCCCCGCAUGGCCGCGUCGCUGCUCCGGCUGCACUUCCAUGACUGCUUUGUCCAAGGCUGCGACGCGUCCGUUCUGCUGGCUGGCAACGAGCGGAACGCGUUCGGGAACGUGGGAUCGCUGCGAGGCUUCGACGUCAUCGACAAAAUCAAGUCGAAUGUGGAGCAGGCGUGCAAGCGCACCGUCUCCUGCGCCGACAUCCUCGCCGUCGCCGCUCGCGAUUCCGUCGUCGCCGUAGGAGGGCCGUCAUGGACAGUCUCUCUGGGGAGGAGGGACUCCGACACGGCUAGCGAGACACUGGCCAACCGUGACCUGCCUGCCCCAUCACUUAGCGUCACCGACCUCAUCACCCGCUUCGCCGCCAAGGGGCUCAACCACACCGAUAUGGUCGCCCUCUCUGGUGCGCACACCAUAGGGCAGGCGCAGUGCAAGAACUUCAGGACCAGGCUCUACAGCGAGGAGAACAUUGACCCGGCCUUGGCGACGUCGCGCAAGGCCACCUGCCCUCAGCUAACCGGCUCUGGCGACAGCAACUUGGCCCCAUUGGACGAUACGACCCCGGACAUGUUCGACAACGCCUACUUCGUCAACCUCAAGCUCAAUAAGGGGCUCCUACACUCCGACCAGGUGCUCUACACCCUUGCCGGUGGUGCCACCGAAGACAUCAUUGACGGCUUCGCAUCUAACCAGGAUGCGUUCAACAACGCCUUUGCCGCAGCCAUGGUGAAGAUGGGGAACAUCAGCCCCUUGAUUUUCCCACAGGGUCAGGUCAGGCGCAUCUGCUCCAGGGCGAACUAAGAAUUGCCAGCCAGCCAUUUGCACCGAAAUGAUAGCGUCGACCAUGCAUCAAUCUGCUGCUUUGAGAUCGGAAUUAGCCACAUUUUUUUCUCCACAAAAUGAGUCAUCCAUGUCUUUGCAGCAACUUGUGGUGCCACAUACUCCAUUAUUUCUUGCCUUUUUUGUACCUAUUGUAAUUUUUUGGAUCCCAUUAUUCUUCAAUUUGAUUCUCUUCUAUACUUUGCUAA